CACGGUCUUUUAUUUCAUGUGUUUUUUCAUGUUUUCUUCAAAUUUCUUUGUUGCGUUUUGCAUGGUCACAGAACCUGCAGAUCCAGGCUCAACCACAGACAGUAGAUAUUGGAGAGGAUGACCUGACUAUAGUCUGCUCCUUAAGGAAUCCAUCACAAGUCAUGAAAUUGUUUUUUAUAAUACUGCAGAGAAACACUUCCAACUCUUUUGAAGUAUCGGUUUCUAUUACUUUUAGUCAAGAUAAUUUACAAGGUAGGAUAAUAUAUCCAGACUUAACUUUACAAAGCAGGACCACAGCAACAGGCUCUCUUAGUCCAGUCUCUACAGCGGAACUGAGAUUAACUUUCACAAAAUACAAUGUGAGGUGUCCAGAUGAUUUCAAAGAAUACAGGUGUAGAAUGAGAGGGGUGGAUAGUAAUUCUAAUUCGAUUUCUGAACAAGACGCUGAAUCAGAUCCAGUAAAGCUUGAUUAUAGAGUUCAGCCAUAUGUAAUCCAGAUACCCAGAGUGAGGAUACUCGGAGAACUGUUUGACACAAAUGAAAGACAGUUUGAAGUAGGAACAGCUGUGCAAUUAACUUGUACAGGACAGAUAGGCAGUGAUCCUAGUGCAACGAUACGUUGGUGUGCUAAGACUGCUGGAGCACCAUCCUUCACAGGGUUACCACAGACACCAACCCACUCCCAGUCCUCGCAAUCUGGCUGUCAGUACACACGUACUAGUAGUAUUAACUACAACCUCACCACUAGCGACACCUACAUACAGUUUCUGUGUGAGUCUGGAUACUCUGGUCUCUGUGAAACAGGAACGGCCAGACAGUAUCUUAAUAUAACCUUAGGGAGCUCAGAAUUACAGCAGCGUGUAUCCAAUGCUUGUUCAAGAGAUUUAUCCUUUCUUAUUCCCGUACUUGGAUCAAUCUCAGCUGUAUUAUUUGUCAUCUGUACUGGACUUGUAAUAUUUAUUAUCUUCAGAAUUCAAUAUUAUGAAAAAGCUACUUGUUGCUAUCGAAGGACUGAAAAAAAGGAAUACGUCAUGCACAACGUCACGAAGGUUGAUAAUCAUCAAUAUCAGGAUCUUGGCUCAGACCAAAAAAAACACCAAUGA
This is a messenger RNA of Saccostrea echinata, 1103 nucleotides long. RefSeq lists its product as uncharacterized. The coding region runs from base 162 to 1103 and encodes 313 amino acids. Lineage: Eukaryota; Metazoa; Mollusca; Bivalvia; Ostreida; Ostreidae. The record is from RefSeq and is a predicted model, not a curated record. The transcript has 9 exons.